CCCUCAGAAAUAACUCUCCCUGCUGAACAAAAGGACACAGCCCAUUUUUAUUUCUUCUUACUCCUCUUUCGUUCUCUCCUCAGUCCUUCCCUCACAUCACCGAUUCAGGAUUCACCAUUCUUUCUUUUUCUUCAUGGCUGCAGGUACCAAAGUAAACACUUCAAGCUAUGGGGUUUCGGAGCAGAGGUUGGUGGUGACAGCCAUGGUGGUGCUGCUGUGUGGGUUGUUGUGGUACGUAGUCUACGACGCCAUAAUGGUCCCGGCAGCCGAGCAGUUCAAGCGUUUCCUGGUGAUUUCACCGCUGCUCCUAGUUGUUGUGGUUCACUGGCUGUCCGCAGUGCCCCCGUCGAGCCGUUUUAGCUUCCCGGUGCCAGGGUCGGAACCAGGAGCCAUUCACAGAGCUGGGGGUUCGCCUUGGGGCGUAGCCUUUGUUCUUCUCCUCCUCUUCUUUCUUAUCUCUUACCAACCUUCCUUCUAUCGUUUAGUUUGA
Nelumbo nucifera (sacred lotus) is the source of this 490-nucleotide messenger RNA. NCBI's taxonomy places the organism in Eukaryota, Viridiplantae, Streptophyta, Magnoliopsida, Proteales, Nelumbonaceae. The record is from RefSeq and is a predicted model, not a curated record.